Messenger RNA from Oryzias melastigma (Indian medaka), 1388 nucleotides. RefSeq names its product agouti-signaling protein. Gene Ontology annotation, molecular function: type 1 melanocortin receptor binding; neuropeptide hormone activity. The record is from RefSeq and is a predicted model, not a curated record. Gene Ontology annotation, cellular component: extracellular region. Gene Ontology annotation, biological process: positive regulation of feeding behavior; hormone-mediated signaling pathway; neuropeptide signaling pathway. NCBI's taxonomy places the organism in Eukaryota, Metazoa, Chordata, Actinopteri, Beloniformes, Adrianichthyidae. Bases 118 to 570 code for a protein of 150 amino acids. The transcript is spliced from 3 exons.
AGCCUGCCUCUCAAAAAGGAAUCAUUCGUGGAGCACCGAGAGGCAGAGGCAGUCAAAAGGUUGGAAGAGAGUUUUCCUCCUCUCUUAGCUCCUUGAGACGCCAAAAAAGAAGCCAGGAUGAAAGCGGUGAUUUUGUUUUUGUGUUUUUUGCAUUUGACUUUUGUCGGUUCUAGUCCUCAUCCUAAACCUAGACAUAUAUGGCUCAGCGAGGAGCCAACUGUGCAGAGCAAAGGAUCCACAAAUCCAGUCAGAGUGGGACCUCUGUUUGCCAGAAGGGGACUGUAUGAAUAUCAGCAACUUCUUGUACCUAAGACAGUCGAAAUCCCUCCUUCUCAAAACGACAUCCUCCACACCAAAGUUGAGCAAAAACCCAUAAAGCCCGGCUGCUCCCAGCUGGGCCAAAGUUGUUCACGCCUGUCGGGCUGCUGUGACGCCUGUGCGACGUGCCACUGCCGCUUCUUCAGCGCCAUCUGCUUCUGCCGGAAAGCAAACGGGCUGUGCGAGAGGAAAAGACUGAAUUCUAGCAAAGCCAGACAGAGGCAAAAACAGAUUCACUCAGUGAACCAAUAAACACGCCAACCCAUUUGGUAAUAGAACUUCAGCUGGGGUUCACUUCACACUCCUGUUCAGGCGGUUAUCCUGAUUUUGUUUUAUACCUCUUUAAAAAAUGUUCGAGCGUCAUUUUUUUUAAGUAUUUAUUCUUUAUUAUUAGAGCACAAAUUGAUGUUUGAGGAGUUUUGGUUCUAUGGUUUCAUGUUAGACCAUUAUGUUUCCCUGACUGUUCUAUUUUUCAUAAACAAUGUUAAGUUGAAUACAAAUGUAUUAAAAUGCACUUUUGACAUUUGGUUGCAGGUUUUCUUAUGUUGAAAAGUCACCUCAUGUCCAUGUUUAUUGUCUACGUGGAUUUACAUUCAUUCAAGGUUUUUUUUUUUACAUCAAAGCAGUGGUUAAAAAAACAGUCAAACUUUUUUUUAAUUUUCUCUUUUCUCCAAAAUGAAUUGGACACCUUUAUUAAUAAAAGAGAAAUUAAGUUCACUUUCUACUCACUGCACUGACGGUUCAAGUUCUUUUUGAUUCAAUAAAAAAAAGUGAGAUUAAGAUAAUGUGGAUAUUUCCAUCACAUUCAAAAUGUCAAAAUGAAUUCAAAAAAUAAAGAAAAUUGCAUUAACAAAAAUUCUGUUUCUCAGGAUUAACAUUGAGUCAAACUAAUGAAACUUAACAUGUAUUUUACUUUCUAAUUAUUUGUGAAGAGUUAUGACCGAAGAAAGUUUAAAAAAGUUAAAAAUAAAAAAAAUGAUUAGUUUCUGAGAAAAUCUUUUUCAAGUUUCUGGAGAACUGUUUAAAACUUCAAAAAGUCAGAGAACAACAUUAUAAAAAAAAAAAAAAAA